AUGCAGUGUUUGUACCAAACUUUGGAUUUGCUUCCUUCUGCUACAGACAGUGAGAUCAGAUCAGCAUACCGCCGUUGUGCCUUAUCCACUCAUCCAGAUAAGGGUGGCUCAGCUGAAGCCUUUCGUUCGGUCCUCACUGCCUUUGAGACCCUGAUUGAUAGGAGCCAACGAGCCGCCUAUGACCAGCUCAGUCGUUCCACGUCAUCCACGGAGCCUGGUGGACUUGGAUCUGUCAGAAAGGAUCUUCCAAAGAGGCCAGCGGAAGCAGCGAAAUCGGUCCGGCCGCCCAAAGUCAAGCGCCCCACACCAGCCAAAGAUGCCAAAGACGCUCCAAAAAAGCCGACACCGCCGCGGCGGAAGGCGCCACCAGCCGCAGCUGAAAUGGAGAUGGAGGGCGGUCCGAUGGAUCAUGCAGUGGAAGAGUUGCAGAAACUGACUGAAGAGACGCUGAAUGCUUUUGCAGGAUUCCUGCAGUCUGAGGAAGUUGAAGAAAUUCUGCGCGAGUCCCUCAUGCUUCCCAUCCUUGCCCUGCAAGAUCGUCCCAAAACUCAAAAGUGCGCACCUGCUUCUGCCAAGUCCAUGAAGAAAAGCAAUGAGACGAAGAUGCAGAAGAUGCCAAAGCCUCCCAAGGCCCCUAGGGCUGCGAAAGCUCCCAAGCAGAAGGGCUUCGAAUCUAAUCCUGCUCGUGUUGCGCAAACUGUGCUCAAAGGUGUCACGAAGAAAAGAAAGUCAUAUCGGCCGAGCAUCAGUUUGUUCAGAGGCUUCUUGGCUGCCGGGCAGUACGUGAGCAGUCUGGAUGUGGCCAUUGACAUGCACAUAUGCCUGGUUCAGAUGCGCCAACAUAUAGCAGCUGGUUUGGCAGAGGGCAGGGACCUCAAAGAAGUGGUGCAUGGUGCUAUCAAUGCCGCUCAAACAGAGCGAGCUGCUGCCGGUGCUGUGAAUUUGCGUUUGCGUUUCCAAACUUACUUCAGGCACAAGUUCACGCCGAUCGUUCAUGAUUUGGACACCGCCAUCCAAGAUUGGCUGCGGAAGAGGGAUCUCAAACAGCUCUUAGGAGGAGGAGAGAGAGCUAGGCUUAAAGCGCUGUACAAGCAGAAGCAAGCUGAAAAGCGAGCGAGAGUCCAACACGGCCGCUUGUGCGCAACAGUACAGUUGCUGCAGACAGGUUUCCAGAAAACUCGAAGACAUAAGCUGUUGAAAGCUUGGGGUGUUCCCGAGCUACCAGAAGGAUUGCAACUGAGCAGCUUUCAAUCAGAUGACGACAGCCUCUGUGUGACGCUUCGCUUGUCUGAUGGUACCGAGGCCGUGGGUCCGUAUCGCCAGAACUUCCAGCAGGCCCUCCGAGAACUGCAGGAGCUACGUGCCCUGCAGAAGCGCCGAGGCAGUGAAGCUCUGCGGUCAGAGAUGCAACGACGUGACGUGGACAAUCGCCUGAAUCAGCUGAGCGAUCAGAAACGACGCAUCAAGAUGCAGGAAUAUCGUCGUGCUGUGGAUCAUCAGAUGGAGGAGAGGAGGCAACUUUAUGAGGCCGAGCGACAGAAGGAACGGGAUGAGCUGGCGCGGAUGAAAGCUGAGGAGGCGGAACAAGCCCGCAUCGUUGAAGAAGAGAGGCAAUCCUUGCUGAGGAUGUUUGCUCAGGAUGCCAGGCACUUUCCCAAAGGAGCCCUGGUGAAAGCAGCUGACUUCGAAGCUGUCGGACUGCCAAAGCCCUUCCAGCCUGAAGCCCGACCGAUGCAAAGGAACAAUUUGGGUCUUCCGCCCUAUCCAGUCCGUCAACGUUCUGCGCCGACGCCUGCAUUUCAACCACCAGCUCGUCGUUGA
This is a messenger RNA of Cladocopium goreaui, 1821 nucleotides long. NCBI's taxonomy places the organism in Eukaryota, Dinophyceae, Suessiales, Symbiodiniaceae. The record is from the annotation of a GenBank genome assembly.